AUGAUUCUCAUCUCUGAAAAACAAAAAGGGACAGUGAUUGAGAAUGUAUUGGUCGACUUGACGGUCACUAAUGUCAACGGGCUUCAAAAUGAUGGAGUGAUGGAACAUGAUUUAAGAGUAUUUAGCUAUGCAACUGUCAUGGCUGCCACAGAGAACUUCUCCAUUAAAAACAAGCUUGGUGAGGGGGGAUUUGGACCUGUUUAUAAGGGAACAUUGGAAUCGGGACAAGAAAUAGCCGUGAAAACGCUUUCAAGAUGUUCAGGGCAAGGAACAUUCGAGUUUAAGAAUGAAUUGAUACUCAUAUCUGAACUUCAACAUACGAAUCUUGUUCGUCUGUUUGGAUUUUGCAUUCAUAACGAAGAGAGGAUGUUAAUAUAUGAGAAUAUGCCAAACAAAAGUUUGGACUACCUUUUAUUUGGUACUGAUCCAACCAGAGGCCUGUUACUCGAUUGGAAGGCGCGUUUCGGCAUAAUUGAAGGAAUCGCUCAAGGAUUGCUUUACCUUCACAAAUACUCAAGAUUGAGAGUAAUUCAUAGAGAUCUAAAAGCCAGUAAUAUACUACUUGAUGAAAAUAUGAACCCUAAAAUCUCUGAUUUUGGUAUGGCAAGGGCUUUUGUCCAUAAUGAACUGGAAGCAAAUACAGAUAGGAUCGUUGGGACAUUAGGUUACAUGUCUCCUGAGUAUGCCAUGGAGGGAAUUUUCUCCCCAAAAUCUGAUGUCUACAGUUUUGGAGUACUAAUGCUUGAAAUCAUAUGUGGUAGAAAAAACAGCAGCUUCUACAAUGAUGAUCACGUGAUCAGUAUAGUAGGUUAUGCAUGGGAGUUAUGGAAAGAAGGGGCAGGGCUAGAACUUAUGGAUCCAACACUAGGCGAGUCAUGUGUUAAGGAUCAAUUGUUGAGAUGCGUCCAUGUUAGUCUAUUAUGCGUGGAGGAAAAUGCCGUCGAUCGACCGAGCAUGUCAGAUGUCAUAUCUAUGUUGACAAAUGAAGGUGUGCCAUUACCUAUACCUACAAAGCCAGCAUUUUUCACAAAAAGAAGGGUGGUCGGCCGGAGUGGCGUGGGUGGAAAUGAUUUGGAACUUAUUAUAUCAAUAAAUGGCGUGUCUAAUUCGGAUUUGGAGGGACGUUAA
Prunus avium (sweet cherry) is the source of this 1128-nucleotide messenger RNA. Its product is annotated as G-type lectin S-receptor-like serine/threonine-protein kinase At1g67520. The record is from RefSeq and is a predicted model, not a curated record. NCBI's taxonomy places the organism in Eukaryota, Viridiplantae, Streptophyta, Magnoliopsida, Rosales, Rosaceae. Gene Ontology annotation, biological process: protein phosphorylation. Gene Ontology annotation, molecular function: protein serine/threonine kinase activity; ATP binding. Gene Ontology annotation, cellular component: plasma membrane.